Messenger RNA from Gorilla gorilla gorilla (western lowland gorilla), 3361 nucleotides. It is a transcript of the gene RDH13, whose product is annotated as retinol dehydrogenase 13. Gene Ontology annotation, molecular function: oxidoreductase activity. Lineage: Eukaryota; Metazoa; Chordata; Mammalia; Primates; Hominidae. The coding region runs from base 202 to 2148 and encodes 648 amino acids. The transcript has 13 exons. The record is from RefSeq and is a predicted model, not a curated record.
GUUGAAAGACACACAGAGGGUCACAGUCUGGAAUUGACAGUGGUGGGAUUCGAACCUAUUUCACUCCAGAACUGCGUAGCGCCUUAUACGGUGCGGCAAGUGUGACGUCAUUGGAACAACCCAUAGGCCCCGCCCCCGGACGCAGCCACGCCCACAGGCUCCUGAAACCACCACUCCCAGCUGUGACAGCGCUCAGGACCGAUGCUCAUAGGUCCCGUCCCUAGGAUCCCCGCCCCCUCCGCCCGCGCCCCGCCCCUCGCAGCCCAGUUCCGGACGCGGGCCCAGCCGCGGCUGCGCCUCCGCUCGCGUGUGGCUGCGUCGCGCGCUCUUCUUCGGAGCUCCCCAGGUGGCUGGUGUGCAGCAAGCUCCGCGCCGACCCCUGACGCCUGUCCCCGGCCCGGCAUGAGCCGCUACCUGCUGCCGCUGUCGGCGCUGGGCACGGUAGCAGGCGCCGCCGUGCUGCUCAAGGACUAUGUCACCGGUGGGGCUUGCCCCAGCAAGGCCACCAUCCCUGGGAAGACGGUCAUCGUGACGGGCGCCAACACAGGCAUCGGGAAGCAGACUGCCUUGGAACUGGCCAGGAGAGGAGGCAACAUCAUCCUGGCCUGCCGAGACAUGGAGAAGUGUGAGGCGGCAGCAAAGGACAUCCGCGGGGAGACCCUCAAUCACCACGUCAACGCCCGGCACCUGGACUUGGCUUCCCUCAAGUCUAUCCGAGAGUUUGCAGCAAAGAUCAUUGAAGAGGAGGAGCGAGUGGACAUUCUAAUCAACAAUGCGGGUGUGAUGCGGUGCCCCCACUGGACCACCGAGGACGGCUUCGAGAUGCAGUUUGGCGUUAACCACCUGGGUCACUUUCUCUUGACAAACUUGCUGCUGGACAAGCUGAAAGCCUCAGCCCCUUCGCGGAUCAUCAACCUCUCGUCCUUGGCCCAUGUUGCUGGGCACAUAGACUUUGAUGAUUUGAACUGGCAGACGAGGAAGUAUAACACCAAAGCCGCCUACUGCCAGAGCAAGCUGGCCAUCGUCCUCUUCACCAAGGAGCUGAGCCGGCGGCUGCAAGGCUCUGGUGUGACUGUCAAUGCCCUGCACCCCGGUGUGGCCAGGACAGAGCUGGGCAGACACACGGGCAUCCAUGGCUCCACCUUCUCCAGCACCACACUCGGGCUGUGUCUGGGGCGUGUGCCAGCGCAGAGUGGACCGCUCCCCAAGCCCUCCCUCCAGGCUCUGCCCAGCUCCCUGGUGCCCCUGGAGAAGCCAGUGACCCUCCGGUGCCAGGGACCUCCGGGCGUGGACCUGUACCGCCUGGAGAAGCUGAGUUCCAGCAGGUACCAGGAUCAGGCAGUCCUCUUCAUCCCGGCCAUGAAGAGAAGUCUGGCUGGACGCUACCGCUGCUCCUACCAGAACGGAAGCCUCUGGUCCCUGCCCAGCGACCAGCUGGAGCUCAUUGCCACCGGAGUUUUUGCCAAACCCUCGCUCUCAGCCCAGCCCGGCCCGGCGGUGUCGUCAGGAGGGGACGUAACCCUACAGUGUCAGACUCGGUAUGGCUUUGACCAAUUUGCUCUGUACAAGGAAGGGGACCCUGCGCCCUACAAGAAUCCCGAGAGAUGGUACCGGGCUAGUUUCCCCAUCAUCACGGUGACCGCCGCCCACAGCGGAACCUACCGAUGCUACAGCUUCUCCAGCAGGGACCCAUACCUGUGGUCGGCCCCCAGCGACCCCCUGGAGCUUGUGGUCACAGGAUCCUCUGUGACCCCCAGCCGGUUACCAACAGAACCACCUUCCUCGGUAGCAGAAUUCUCAGAAGCCACCGCUGAACUGACCGUCUCAUUCACAAACAAAGUCUUCACAACUGAGACUUCUAGGAGUAUCACCGCCAGUCCAAAGGAGUCAGACUUUCCAGCUGGUCCUGCCCGCCAGUACUACACCAAGGGCAACCUGGUCCGGAUAUGCCUCGGGGCGGUGAUCCUAAUACUCCUGGCGGGGUUUCUGGCAGAGGACUGGCACAGCCGGAGAAAGCACCUGCGGCACAGGGGCAGGGCUGUGCAGAGACCGCUUCCGCCCCUCCCGCCCCUCCCGCAGACCCGGAAAUCACACGGGGGUCAGGAUGGAGGCCGACUGGAUGUUCACAGCCGCGGGUUAUGUUCAUGACCACUGCACCCCAGGCACGGUCGUAUCCAAGGGACAGAUCAUGGCAUGGCAGGCGACUCAAAGACUGGCGUGUGUGGAGCGUGGAAGCAGGAGGGCAGAGGCUACAGCUGUGGAAACGAGGCCAUGAUGCCUCCUCCUGGUGUUCCAUCAGGGAGCCGUUCAGCCAGUGUCUGUCUGUCUGUCUGCUUCUCUGUCUGAGGGCACCCUCCAUUUGGGAUGGAAGGAAUCUGUGGAGACCCCAUCCUCCUCCCUGCACACUGGAUGACAUGGUACCCUGGCUGGACCACAUACUGGCCUCUUUCUUCAAUCUCUCUAAUAUGGGCUCCAGACGGAUCUCUAAGGUUCCCAGCUCUCAGGGUUGACUCUGUUCCAUCCUCUGUGCAAAAUCCUCCCGUGCUUCCCCUUGGCCCUCUGUGCUCUUGUCUGGUUUUCCCCAGAAACUCUCACCCUCACUCCAUCUUCCACUGCGGUCUAACAAAUCUCCUUUCGUCUCUCAGAACGGGCCUUGCAGGCAGUUUGGGUGUGUCAUUCAUUUUCCUUAGUGUAAAACUAGCACCUUGCCCGCUUCCCUUCACAUUAGAAAAGAAGAUCAGCCUGUGCAACAUGGUGAAACCCCAUCUCUACCAAAAAAACAAAAAAAACAAAAAUUAGCCAGGUGUGGUGGUGCAUCCCUACACUCCCAGCAACUCAGGGGGCUGAGGUGGGAGAAUGGCUUGAGUGUGGGAGGCAGAUGUUGCAGUGAGCUGAGAUCACACCACUGCACUCUAGCUUGGGUGACAAAGCCUGACCUUGUCUCAAAAAAUAAAGGGAUGAAUAUGUUAAUUACCCUUAUUUGAUCAUAACACAUUGUAUACAUGUACUGAAAUAUUGCUGUCUACCCCAUAAAUAUGUACAAUUAUGUAUAAAUUUUUAAAAUAAUAAAAAUAAGAUAAUGCACCAUCUCCACCCCUCUCAUAUUUACUUUCUGAAGGAAAUGUUAGGUCUUCUCAAGGUAAAGUUCUAUAUUUAUUAUAGCAUUUAGGCAUUUCUUGACCAUCUAAUAAGUGUAAAACUGUACCACUGGGCCAAGUGCAGUGGAUCAUGUCUGUAAUCCUAACACUUUGGGAGGCCAAGGCAGGAGGAUCACUUGAGCCCAGGAGUUCAAGACCAGCCUGGGCAACAUAGUGAGAACCCAUCUCUACUUAAAAUAAAGAAGAUAAAAAUUGUUUUAAAA